Molecule: messenger RNA, 904 nt
Organism: Stegodyphus dumicola
Lineage: Eukaryota; Metazoa; Arthropoda; Arachnida; Araneae; Eresidae
Product: malonyl-CoA decarboxylase, mitochondrial-like
Biological process (GO): malonyl-CoA catabolic process; fatty acid biosynthetic process; acetyl-CoA biosynthetic process
Cellular component (GO): mitochondrial matrix; peroxisomal matrix
Molecular function (GO): malonyl-CoA decarboxylase activity
Source: RefSeq, a predicted model, not a curated record
UCCAUUGUGAGGCAAACUAAACGCAUUUCUGAGGGUGAUGUUUUAUUAUUAAAGAAUGUUGAAAAUCAGCUUGAAGAUGCUCAAAAAAUACAAGCUGCUGUUUUUUAUUCAAUUACUUCAACUCAGAAAGGUCUUCAUGGCAUUGAAUUAGGAAAUCAGUUAAUUAAGAAGGUUGUGCAUGAAGUUCUUUCUGAGUUUCCACACAUAAACAAAUUGUCAUCUUUGUCUCCAAUCCCAGGUUUUCGUGACUGGUUACUUUUGGAAAUCAAAAAAAUGAUGAAUGGGGAUUCUGUUAUAACAUCUUACUUUUCGGAGAAAGAUCUGUCAAUCAUGAAGGAAGUUUUACAAAGCAAAGAAUAUCCAAAUAUUUGGAAUUCUUUUCACUAUGUGAUAUCUUCAAAUAAGUGGGCAACUCAAGAAAAUCUGAAAGAAUUUCUAAGAAUGCCUCUGAUGAAAAUUUGUGCUCAUUAUUUAUACAAUGAGAAGAGGAGGUCUAAUGCUUUAAAUAGCGUAGCACAUUUUCAUUUAAGAAAUGGAGCAGUAUUAUGGCGUUUGAAUUGGGCAGCUGAUCUAUCACCUCGAGGCCUAGAUAACUCCUGUGGUAUGAUGGUCAACUAUAGGUAUUACAUAAAUGAAACAGAAAAUAACAGCAGAAAUUACAUGGAAAAACAUCAUAUUGCUGUUUCAGAGGAUUUCAAAUAUCUUCUUGCUCCAUCAUUCAAACUCUCCAGUGAUUUAAAGACUGCAAAUGAACUACAGUCCAAAGUCGUUAAUCUGUGCUCGUCGGUGAUUCCGGAUUAUAGAUCAUCAGUUUAAAUAUGGUAAGAUGGCAUGCAGAAAUUACAAAAUUAAAAAUAUAAAACCAUAAUUUAUGAAAUAAAGAACAAUUAUGAUCUAAAGGGUA